Molecule: messenger RNA, 1521 nt
Organism: Brugia malayi
Lineage: Eukaryota; Metazoa; Nematoda; Chromadorea; Rhabditida; Onchocercidae
Exons: 5
Coding region: 1-1521 (506 amino acids)
Biological process (GO): regulation of transcription by RNA polymerase II
Cellular component (GO): chromosome
Molecular function (GO): chromatin insulator sequence binding
Source: RefSeq, a predicted model, not a curated record
AUGUUCAUCACUGUAUCUAUAACACCAAUUAUCUGGUUCAAUCUUCUACUUUGCAUCGCUUCUGAUAAAAAUGAAACUUUCUAUCCACCUAAUUUCGGCGCUGCUGAUGAAAUUAUUACAAAUAAUACUUAUUCUGGUGUCUCAGAUAGCUUUGAUUACAACAACUUUGAACCAUUAUUUAGCUCAGAAUUUCUGUUCGAUCCUUCGCAGUUCAUUGAUUUCGCUCAAGUGAGUGAAAUUGAGGAUAUAAGCAGUAAAGAAUCGAAUUCUGAGACUGAUCUGUUCACAAUUACUCCUCAUCCUGGUUUCAUCUCACCUAGUUAUGAUGAUUUCAUUGUCCACACUAAUUUGGAGUCAUCACUUGCCUCAAAUUUGGAUUCAUUAUGGAGAGAUGCCAAUGGAGAAUUAAAAACGAAUGAUGAUAAAGCACGAUAUCCUUCCAUUAGAGAUGCUCAAAGUGGGACUUCUUCGCCACUUAAUGUCGACACCGAUGACAUUAUCACGUAUAUGCACUUACCUGGUUCACAACAAAAUGUCGUUCCGAUCUAUUUUCACCAACUUACUCUUUCCUCAGACGGUACAUCCGGUCAACAUGGAAAUGCUGAACUGAUCAACAUGGACAAUAAGCACUUCUCGGAUAGCUUGAAUGUCGCCGACUACAGGGGGAGUACCAAUGAAGGAUCAAAAACAGAUAACAGAAAGUAUAUUUGUUAUUAUCCCGGGUGUACUGUGAUCGCGACAAAUUACAACGAAUAUAUAACACAUAGGAAAACACAUGGUCAACCUCUCAUCUAUGAAUGCAGAGUGCCCGGUUGUGGGAGGACAUUCAACCAUGAAUCAUCAUUUCGCAGUCACAAGGAAACGCAUGAACCUAAUCCUCAAUGCGAGUGCUGCGGCAAAUUCUUCACCACCAGGAAGAGACUGCAAUAUCAUACGAUGAGUUGCAAAAGAAAACCUCAUAAACGAAGCUAUGAAUGCCUCUACCCCGGGUGUGCUGUGAUCGCGAUGAAUUACAACGAAUAUGUAACACAUAAGAAAACACACGGUCAACCUCUCAUCUAUGAAUGCAGAGUGCCCGGUUGUGGGAGGACAUUCAACCAUAGAACAUCAUUUCGCAGUCACAAGGAAACGCAUGAACCUAAUCCUCAAUGCGAGGGCUGUGGCAGAUUCUUCACUAGUAGAAAUACACUAACUAGACAUAAGGAGAGCUGCCAAGCGAUAUCUCAUAAACGAAGCUACGAAUGCCUCUACCCCGGGUGUGCUGUGAUCGCGAAAAGUUACAAAGAAUAUAUAACACAUAGGAAAACACAUGGUCAGCCCUUCAUCUAUGAAUGCAGAGUGCCCGGUUGUGGGAGGACAUUUGACUAUGAUUCAACAUUUUUCAAUCACAAGCAAACGCAUGAGCCUCAUCCUCAAUGUGAGGGUUGUGGCAGAUUCUUCACCACCAGGAAUGCACUGAAAUCUCACAAGAAGAACUGCCAAACAAAAUCUCGUCAGUUUGCAAAUUUAGCACAAUUUUAA